AUGCCUCCAGUCGAAAAUUUGCUGUUGCUGUUCGGCAUUUUUGCAGCGGCUGCAUUUCAUUGGUCCUCAGAACUUCUUCAGAGCCUCCACGCGACACGUGCGGAAGCAAAGGCUGCCUUUUUCGAAUAUCUCAGGGUAGGCGUGUCUAUUAUUGACAACACCGUGCGACCAAUCAUUCCAUCCACCAACGCCCUGGCAGCCAUGUGCAACCUACACAAUGUGAUUACGCAUGCUCGAGGACUAUCAGACAACGAUGUGGCGUUGCGCAUGAAGUGUUACAGCAUGGCUCGCACCUUGCAAAUCGAUCGUCUUGAUACGGCAAAGAGUCGAGAAGAACGCAGACAAAAGGGGUGCAACAUGAUUGAGGUGGAAGUCCAGAGAAGGAUUUGGUGGAGUUUAGUGGGCAGCGAUUGGCUGAACUCGUUUUCAGGCGGGCCAAACGACGGCGCCUACUUUCUCCAACCCAAACACAUGAACGUCCGGCUUCCGGCAAACGUGGACGACAAGGAUGUUACGGCGGACAUGGUGGAGAAGGAUAUUCCCCUUACCAAACCUUCGGGUAUGAGCGGAUUUAUUCACCGUGUCAAGAUAUCUCAAAUUUGCCGAGAAGUUGUGGACGCUCUACCGUCACAAUUUCAUGACGCUGAUGAAAGAAGCUACAACACGAUUUUACAAAUGGACAACAAGUUUCGUACCUUUCUAGAGGAGCUCCCAGUUUACUUUCGGUUGGACCCCGAAAGUAUAGAACGGUCCAAGGAUAUUUGCAGAGAGCGCCCAAUCAUUGCACUGCAGCGAGUUGGCGUCAACUUCAGCAUACGCAUACGACUAUGCCGUCUUCAUAGACCGUACCAUCUGGAAGGCCUCACAAACUCGACAUAUGCAUUUUCCCACAAAGCUUGCAUCCAGGAAGCGCAAAAAGUGCUUGAUCUGCGUCGUGCGAUGGACGAAUGUGGCUCCCCGCUGGGGAUGAAUCCGGCUCGUUCCUGGGUUGUAAUGCAGCACGUUUCCAUCGCUGCGCUCAUUCUCGCCACAGAUGUGUCUUUCAACCCGCUAGCACGAGAUGCAGAGCAGAGGAAAGCCAAAGUACUUGCUACGUGCGAGCUGCUGGAGAAGUCAAUGGAAGAUUCCGAAUCCAUCAUGGAGGGUGUCCAGCGCAAUGUGCAAGUUCUCGUAUCGACGCUGCAGAAACAACGGUCUCAGAGCACAAGUCGACAUGAACCUUCUGCAUCUUUGUACACGGCGUCCGGUAUGGAGCAAUUGAGGGACGCGGCCAUGGCGGAUGCUGAUGAUGAUACGCUGGCGAAUUUUGUAGGCAGCACGGAUAGGAACAAUGGCUUUCUGGAUGAUUUGAACGAGGAUCAGACGGAUUGGGAUCAGCUCUGGAAGGACUUUAUUGCAAUAGCGCCGGAAUUGGACGUGGCGCAUUGGGACCUUUUGUUUGAAGAUGUGCAGCCGACAUAG
This is a messenger RNA of Metarhizium brunneum ARSEF 3297, 1461 nucleotides long. RefSeq lists its product as uncharacterized. Lineage: Eukaryota; Fungi; Ascomycota; Sordariomycetes; Hypocreales; Clavicipitaceae. The record is from RefSeq and is a predicted model, not a curated record.